This is a messenger RNA of Linum trigynum, 2825 nucleotides long. Lineage: Eukaryota; Viridiplantae; Streptophyta; Magnoliopsida; Malpighiales; Linaceae. The record is from the annotation of a GenBank genome assembly.
CUUCACCUAACCGAACCAUAUUCUUCUUCUUCUUCUUCUUCUUCUUCUUUCCCUUUUUACGAAGUCAUCAUCCUGCAUCCCGGCUAUUCCGUUUUUGCUCCCUAUGAAUUAUUUUCGUUACAUGCCACUCCACCAAGCUCCCCUUGCCUUUUUUGUCUUGUUUAAAGAAUUUUAUGUCCAACACGUGGGGUGUACUUGUGUGGUAUUUUUCACGAGAUAUGUAUGUUAGUAAUCUCUAAAUUCUGUUUCAGUUACCGACGGCACAAUCGUUCUCUCUGAGUACAAAACAUGGGUGUAGUAGUUUGACGAGUUUUGUGUGUACGAAAUGUUGUAGAAUCACAUUUAAAAUAUUAGUUGUUAUUCUUGAAUGAUGAAGAUGAGCAAAAAUCUAAUUUAAAAAAUGUGGUAUGUAUGCUAACAUUACGACUAUUUCUAUCAAAGCAGAUGGUCGCAUGGACUAGCUUGAAAAAUCUAGGACAUGCUCUCCCGAGACUAGAUUUCUCUGUAUUUGCUUCAACAAUUAGCCUAUCUAAGAGCAUUCUGGUGAGAUUAUCAUACCUCGCAUUACCUACAACGCCCUCAUAGACUCGCAUUCUUAAGUCCUUGUUGCUAUGAAAUGGGGAAAAUAUUUUUUUUUUAGUGAUACUCGCUUCAAAAUAUGGACUCAAAUAUGUGUACAUUGUUUAUCGAUCACACUCUGUCAAAUCCUCUCAUCAUUCAACGUUUUCAUUAUUUUUUAAAACGAAACGUGCAUAUAUAGUAUAUUGAACUAGAAUACUCGGAUCCUUAAUGAUGCCAACCUAAUGAGCAGUGGUGGAGCUAGGUUGAAUCUUGGAGGAGCUGCAUGCAAUCCUCCUCAAUGUUGAAAUAUAGGCAACAUUACACGCAAAAUUUUAUACAAAUUUAGGUAUUAGAACAGACUUUAACCCCCUCUCCCCCAAUUAUAACAAUUCAAGUCAAACAUAGUGUGUUGUAGCAUCACUCCAAAUGGCAAAUGGAAGCAACAUGUACCAGGACCAAUAUGCUAAAAUUGUAGAAAAUGUAGUAGUAGAAUGAUAUUUUCCACCCAAUACUAAAAGUUGAUGCUUUUCGAGAGAAACGAGGUUUCUUCCUUGAAGCAGCGUAUAAAAAAUUGUGGUGGUGGUAGAAGAAGACGAAGGAAGGAACGCAACAGAACAAGGCGGCGUGUCCACCUCUGCUCUCUCAAGUCUUCUUCCACAGUCUCCUCCACUCCCACCACCACAAAUUUCCCCAAACCCAAACGUUCUAUUUAUAGCCGCCACCGUCCCCUCUGCCACCAGUCGACCGCCGGUGCCUCCUCCACCAAUACUGCAUUUUCACCCCUACAUUUUCUCCCGAUCACGAAACCCACCCGCCGCCUUCUCCCGCCUCACACCCACAACCAGAAAAACAAAAAAACCCACCACCGAUCCAACCUCUCUCUGUUCUCUCCUUGAAUCUCUCUUCCUCAAUUCCCUCCCUCCCCAAAAUCUCUUCCCCUCUAUUUCUCACCACAAGAUUCUUUCCCCCCCCCUUUUUCCUUUCCACCAUUUCUAUUUAAUCCCGCACUUCUAACAAUCACCACCCAUUCUUCCUUCCUCUCUCAGUUUCUGAAUUCUUUUGAUUCAAUGGAGGACCGGGCUAAGAUCUGCGAGCUCUGCGCAGGAGCGCCGGACGUUUACUGCAACUCCGAUGACGCCUUCCUCUGCUUCAACUGCGACGCCAGAGUUCACCAAGCCAACUUCCUCGUCUCCCGCCACCUCCGCCUCCUGCUGUGCCGGACCUGCCGCUGCCUCACCCAGAACUCCGUUUUCGGACCCAGAUCCCUUCCCUACUCCGCCGCCUGCGCCUCCUGCUCCUCGUCGGAGGUGGAGAGCGUUUCUUCGGAGCAAGAGAUGGACUCGAUCUCCUGCUGCUCGUCCUCCAACCCUUCCGAAUCGGGGAGUUCCACUGCGAAAUUCCCCAUCCGCUGCGACGAGACGGUGGACCAGCAGCGGCAGGGACCGAGGAGCAACAACGCGCCGCCGAGAUCUGGAGCCUGCGAGGGGAAGAUCGGGGCCGUUUUCGCGAAUUGGUGUAGGAAGGUGGGUGUGGAGGCGGAUCUGGUGGAGCCGAGGGCGGUCCAGGCGAUGGGAUUGUUGAGCGCGGGCCGGAUCGGGAGAGUGCUGCCGCUGCGGCUGAGCUUGGCGGCGGCGUUUUGGUUUGGAGCGAGGCUGAGCGGGGACAGGUCGCGGCAGAGCCUGCGUAGAUUGGCACACGUGUCGGGGGUCCCGGCGGAGCUGAUCGUCAGCGUGGAGGCGAAGCUUGAGCAGGGGUUCAAAGGCCGUGGAAGAUCACGGCGGCGACCGGAGCCGGAGGAAGGUUGGGCGGAGUCCGUUGUUUGAUCAGGAGGUGUUGACUGGACACGUGUCUGGCUGGGUGUGGGUUAAUUAGGGGAUGAUGAUACAUAUCAAUUAAGGGGUGAUUAAUUCAGAUUUGAUUGUAUGUAGUGAGAGAUUAAGAUUUACGAGAUUAGUCAUCUAGAAAAAUUAGUCAAUCAUAAUUUACGGGUGUUGUGGAUCAAGUUUCGACCAUUCGAAUGAUGAAAUUGUAUUCAAAAUUCCAUCGACUGAAUGAGGAUUCCAUCGUUUAAAACAAACUUUUGUUUAGAUGUUUCUUUAAAUUUCGUGUAGUUUAGCAUCGUUAAUCAGUCAUUCUCCACAAGAAUGACAAAGUUGUGUGGCUAAUGUUAUCUUAGCUGUAUAAUGACGUAUUUUCUUUUUCGACCAUGUACUUUAGAAGAUGUGGAUUGUGCCAAAUUUUUAGAUUAAAAAAAUGUAAAUUCG